AUGUUUAGGCAUAUAUCAAAGAACCGGGCGGUCCAGCUAGCCAGCAAGUACCAACGGUGUGGUGCUGUGAGGGGUAAUAGCAGCGGCGGUAUUCCUCUGAGCAUCGCAAGAAGUAGCAUCAGUUCUAGCAGCAGUACCCUUUCAGACCAUUCCAUGGUUAAUCUGUAUUAUAAUGGCGUUCUUCAAGAUCUUAAGAGAAGAGAUGGAAGUCUGAUCCAUGACAUGCCUUCGUUGGGGAUCAGUAACAAGUCUUUUAGUGAAAUCAAUAUGGAUGCUAUUCGUUCGAUUCCAGAUGGCGCUCGUAAGGAAGAACCAUGGUCUUCGCAAUAUGAUGAAGUCACCAGAUCUCCAUUUGCAAGAGACGUUGGACAUUUAGAGACCUUGUUGGAUGCCCUUGUCCAUAACAAGAACUUUGAAAGAGCAGAAAACAUUCUUCAUGCUCUCUAUCCAUUACUUGAUAAGAAACAAACGAUGAUUUUUUCAAUAAAUAAAUAUUUGGAAGCAUAUUCCAUGGAAGAAAGACAUACAGUGGAAGAUGUGGACCGAUUUGUAGAAUCAAUACUGAAAAAGUUUAUCGGAGUUAACCCAGAUGACAGAACAUUUGCCAUUCAAAUUGCCAAAAAUAAAGAAGAUGGGAAAUAUAUGGAUAUCAUUACAAAUAUGAGAGAAAAUGGAUAUGGAUACAUGAUUAAAAAAGUGUUCUCCCACAUUGAUAUUCUUGGAGAUGAAUUGGCCACCGAUAUCUUGUGUAAUGAAGGUAUUUCCAGAAAUGAUGUUCCUAAAGAAUGGAAGAGUGUUUACGAUGAAAUAAGAGUAAGAGCAGAAGAAGAAAAAUCAUCAGAAGUUAGAAAUGAUAUGGAAGAUCAAAAUGAUAUGGAAGAACAUCUUGGAGACUUAUCAGGAAAUGAAAACAUACAAAGCAUGGAUACUACUGAUUCUAUAGAAUCUGUCACUAGUCUUGAUAAAGAUGCAUCCAACUUGAUGGCUGUUGACUCGUUUGGGCUUAAAGUGGUGAGAUAUACCCUUCUUGGACUUAAGACUGAUUCAAACCAAUUGCAAGAAUUUGUAGAUAAUCUUCAACAAGACCUCGAUGUUAAUGUUUUGGGAGAUAACUCGUCUCGUCGUGAUUAUUUUGACAUUUAUAAAUCAUUGGAAACAGAUGAACAACGUAGCAAGUUCAAUGAAGUACUUGAAUUAUUUAACGAAGAACGUCAGAAACAAUUGGAAUCCAAGGGAGUUGAUGCUGCUCGUGAAAAAUGGAAGCAUGAAUAUGAAGAUAUGAAGGAACGUGGAACUUUUUCCAUGCAAAAAUCUCUCAAUGUUCAACUUUUCAAAUGGUACACUGAUAUGCUCCCAUAUGUAGAACAAGAAGUGGUGGAAUGUCAAAAGCUUCUCGAUAGCAAGGACAAUAUUAGGCUCCUUUCUAUUAAACCAGAAGAAAGACAAUUGAUCAAGGAUAGACUUUUCUAUGCACCAUACUUGACGUUGGUUCCUCCAAAGAAGAUGUGUGUCAUUGCUAUUCUUGAACUUCUCAAGUUGAACUCCACUGGUGGUAUUGUCGAUGGGAUGAGAACAGCUAGAGCUGUGGUCCUGGUUGGUAAGGCUGUUGAAUUGGAAUAUAAAUCACAAAAGUUGUUGAAAGUAGAGGGUAACUCUAAAUUAUGGAUGAACAAAAAGAAUACUCAUGAAUUAAAGAAAUAUCUUCAAAGAAAGAGAGAUGUGAAAUACACACCUCAAAGAGCAGUGGAAGAAACAGAAUGGACAGGUGUUGUUCAUGCCAAGGCUGGUGAAGUCCUCACGAGGUUGUUGAUGUAUGUUGCCAAAGUUCCUGUGAAUGGUGUUGACCCUACAACAGGAGCAAAUGUUACUGGACUCCAACCUGCUUUCCAUCAUACUUUCCAAUUCAUGAAUGGUCAGAAAUUAGGGGUUUUGAAAAUCCACAAGAGUUUAAUUAAACAACUUGCAGGGGAUAAUUUGACAAAUGCUGUGCAACCACAACUUUUGCCAAUGCUUGUUCCACCUAGACCAUGGACUUCAUAUGCACAUGGAGGCUUCCUUUAUUCUCAAAACUAUCUUGUGAGAAUUAAGGAUUCGGCUGAAACAACUGCAUACCUUAAGGCAUCCAGUGAAAAGGGACAUCUUGAUCAAGUCUACCAAGGGUUGAAUGUAUUAGGAGAAACCGCCUGGUCAGUCAAUCGUAAGGUCUUUGAAGUGAUUAGUGCCAAAUGGAAUACCGGGGAAAAGUUUUUGGAUAUUCCAGAUUUAGGAGUGGAUCCUAAAUUACCACCUGCACCACCAAAGAACGCGGACCCUCAUGUGAAAAGAGAUUAUCAACAGCUUGUACGAAAAUUGCUCAAUGAAGCUGCCGGAUCUCGUUCUCAAAGAUGUGACUCUAACUAUAAGUUGGAAAUUGCUCGUGCCUUUUUAGGUGAAAAGAUUUACUUCCCACAUAAUGUUGAUUUCCGUGGGAGAGCAUACCCAUUGUCCCCUCAUUUCAACCAUUUAGGAAAUGACAUGACCAGAUCCUUAUUCUUGUUCUGGGAAGGUCGUAAAUUGGGAGAAAGAGGAUUAGAAUGGUUAAAAAUUCAUCUUGCCAACUUGGCAGGUUUGGAUAAGAAGCCAUUAAAUGAACGUUUGCAAUACACGAAUGACAAUUUGGAAACUAUCUUUGCAUGUGCUCGUGACCCAUUAAGUGAAUCUGGUUCUUGGUGGCUUAAAGCUGAUAAACCAUGGCAGGCAUUGGCUGUUUGUUUUGAAUUAGAAGAAGCCUACAAGUUGGAGAACCCUGCUGACUACGUUUCCCAUAUCCCAGUUCAUCAAGAUGGUACUUGUAAUGGUCUUCAACAUUAUGCUGCCUUGGGUGGUGAUGUUGAAGGUGCUAGACAAGUCAACUUGUUACCAUCCGACGCUCCUCAAGAUGUUUACAAGUUCGUGGCUGGACUUGUGCAAAAGAGAAUUGAUAAGGAAGCAGAAGAAGGUGAAGAAUAUGCCAAAUUCAUCCAAGACAAGAUUACUAGAAAGGUUGUAAAACAAACUGUUAUGACCAAUGUUUAUGGUGUCACGUUUGUUGGGGCUGUUGCUCAAAUUGAAAAGCAAAUUGAACAUUUCUUUACCAAUGAAGAAAAGGCAGCUAACGCCCCUGGUAAAGUUUCAAGAUAUCUUACCAAUCAUGUAUUCGCAUCGAUGAGAGAACUUUUCGAAGGUGCUCAUCAAAUUCAAGAUUGGCUUGGUCUUUGUGCUAAGAGAAUCUCCAAGUCGGUACGUAUUGAUCAUGAGGACAACACUGGAAAUAACACCAAUAAGCCAAGUCAUUUAUCAUCGGUUAUUUGGACUACUCCAUUGGGUUUGCCAUGUGUCCAACCAUAUAGAUCAACCAAGAAACAAAUCAUUUCUACAAACUUACAAGAUAUUGUGAUCACUGAUCCAUUCGGAGCUGCACCUGUUGAUGCUAGAAAGCAACAGGCAGCAUUCCCACCAAACUUUGUCCAUUCAUUGGACGCCACCCACAUGUUAUUAACUGCUGCUGCAUGUGGUAAAGACGGUAUUGCAUUUGCAUCGGUCCAUGAUUCAUACUGGACUCACGCAGCUGACGUGGACUUGAUGAACAACCAUUGUAGAAGUCAAUUUAUCAACCUUCAUGAAGAUAACUUGAUUCUUAAACUCCGUAGUGAGUUUGAAAGAAGAUACCGUGGAUGUUUACAAUUGAUCAACAUCCCUGGUGAUCAUGAAGUGGCAGUCCAAGUGAAGGAUGUACGCAGAAACAUUGUCAAGAGACUCGGUAGAGCAUUGACGGUUGCAGAUGAAGUAUAUUUGGAACAAAAGAGACAACAACUUCUCGACUCUGAUGACCCUGCCAAGGUUCAAAUGGGUCGUGAAAUGGUCACCACCGUAAGUGUGACCGAAGGCCAUGGUUUAGAAGAACUCAAUAUUCUGUCCGCCCAUAAGAGAGCCAUGCAAAUAUUGAUCCCAUUGAAAUUCCCUGAAAUCCCCGAACGUGGUGAUUUGGAUAUCAAACAAAUCAAGGAAUCCAAGUACUUCUUCUCUUGA
Messenger RNA from [Candida] anglica, 4047 nucleotides. The record is from the annotation of a GenBank genome assembly. NCBI's taxonomy places the organism in Eukaryota, Fungi, Ascomycota, Pichiomycetes, Serinales, Debaryomycetaceae.